AUGGUGCACGAGGAGCCCUCCGCCGCAUUAGACCACACACAAGGACAAGAAGCUUUGAAGGAUGUGGUAUGCGGAUCGGUAGCUGGCGUUGUGGGUAAAUACAUUGAGUACCCCUUCGAUACCGUCAAGGUCCGACUGCAAUCGCAGCCAAACCGCCUACCUCUGAAAUAUACCGGACCGAUAGACUGCUUCAAGAAGUCGCUAAAGCAGGAUGGCUUUGUCGGCAUUUACAGAGGCAUAAGUGCUCCUUUGGUUGGGGCUGCGGUAGAGACCAGCUGCCUCUUCUUCAGCUACCGUCUAGCUGGAGACGCGCUCAGAACUUCUGGGUUCUAUCCGGAGCUCAAAGGCCAUCCCGAGAAGGAUCUACCAUAUGCUGGAACGCUCUACUGCGGCAUGGCUGCCGGUGCCAUUACCUCGGUCUUCCUCACACCCAUUGAACUGGUCAAAUGCAAGAUGCAAGUCCCUCUAGAAACCCCCAGUGCUACAGUUGCAAGACCUGGGAUACUCAGCGUAAUUGCUUCCAUCUACCGCCACCAGGGGCUUAUGGGCUAUUGGCACGGUCAGUUCGGUACUCUCAUCCGCGAAACAGGUGGCGGUGCCGCAUGGUUUGGUGGAUACGAGGGCACGAAGAUGCUUUUCAAGAGAGCAUCCGCUGUACCUGAUGACGAUAUGCCCAUCUGGCAGCGCAUGGCAUCUGGAUCCAUUGCCGGCAUGUUGUACAACUUCGCCUUUUACCCUGCGGACACAGUCAAGUCGAGGAUGCAAACUGAGGACGUCAAGCAGUUGACCGGGCAGAAGUCGACGUUCAGCGCGGUAUGGAAGGCGCACUGGAAGCAGCACGGCCUGAAAGGAAUGUAUCGCGGGUGCGGUAUUACCGUCGCAAGGUCGAUUCCUAGUUCCGCGUUCAUCUUUACGGUGUAUGAGGAGCUGAAGUUGAGGUGGCCUGCGCCAAGAGGACAGGAUCUAUGA
Messenger RNA from Paraphaeosphaeria sporulosa, 969 nucleotides. Its product is annotated as amino-acid transporter arg-13. The coding region runs from base 1 to 969 and encodes 322 amino acids. Gene Ontology annotation, molecular function: L-ornithine transmembrane transporter activity. NCBI's taxonomy places the organism in Eukaryota, Fungi, Ascomycota, Dothideomycetes, Pleosporales, Didymosphaeriaceae. The record is from RefSeq and is a predicted model, not a curated record. Gene Ontology annotation, biological process: mitochondrial L-ornithine transmembrane transport. The transcript has 2 exons.